This is a messenger RNA of Prosopis cineraria, 999 nucleotides long. Its product is annotated as phenylacetaldehyde reductase-like. The record is from RefSeq and is a predicted model, not a curated record. NCBI's taxonomy places the organism in Eukaryota, Viridiplantae, Streptophyta, Magnoliopsida, Fabales, Fabaceae. Bases 1 to 999 code for a protein of 332 amino acids. The transcript has 6 exons. Gene Ontology annotation, molecular function: oxidoreductase activity, acting on the CH-OH group of donors, NAD or NADP as acceptor.
AUGGAAGGCAAUACAGGAAAUGGAAAGGUGGUGUGCGCGACUGGUGCUUCUGGUUUUGUUGCUUCAUGGCUCGUCAAGCUUCUUCUUCUUCGUGGUUACACUGUGAAGGGCACAGUUCGUGAUCCAGAUGAUUGGAGCAAGACAGAGCACUUGAUGAGGCUGGAAGGAGCAAAGGAGAGAUUGAAGCUUCUGAAAGCAAAUUUAUUGGAAGAAGGUUCCUUUGACUCUGCUGUCGAGGGCUGUCAUGGUGUUUUCCACACUGCAUCUCCUGUACUUUCUGUUUCUCGUGUCGAAGUCGAUCCUCAGACUGCAUAUAUUGAUCCAGCAGUCAAAGGAACUAUGAAUGUUCUUAAAUCAUGCACAAAAUUAUCAUCGGUUAAACGAGUUGUUUUGACGUCUUCUGUAGCUGCUGUUUUCUAUAAUGCAAGACCUAGAACUCCUGGAGUUGUAGUUGACGAGACAUGGUUUUCAGAUCCAGAUAUCUGUAAGGAAAAUGAGGAAUGGUCAGGAUAUGUACUUUCCAAAACUUUGGCAGAAGAAGCAGCUUGGACAUUUGCAAAAGAGAACAACAUUGACCUUGUUACUAUCAAUCCGGCUGCUGUGGUUGGGCCUUUCUUGCAGCCAACGCUUCAAGCAACUGCUAAUUUAAUUUUAAUUCUGUUAAAUGGUGCAAAGACAUUUCCAAAUAGUACUUUUGGAUGGAUCAAUGUGAAAGAUGCUGCAAAUGCCCAUAUUCAAGCAUUUGAAAUUCCUUCUGCUAGUGGAAGAUAUUGUCUGGCUGAGAGAGUUGCAUACUAUUCAGAUGUUGUGAAGAUUUUACAUGAGUUAUAUCCAACUUUGCAACUUCCUGAAAAGUGUGCAGAUGACAAACUAUUGAUGCCAAUAUAUCAGAUUUCAAAAGAAAAGGCAAAGACAUUGGGAAUUGAGUUCAUUCCACUUGAAGUGAGCCUCAAAGAGAUAGUGGAAAGCCUUAAAGAAAAGAAAUUUAUUGAAUUCUGA